Cetraspora pellucida is the source of this 1011-nucleotide messenger RNA. Lineage: Eukaryota; Fungi; Glomeromycota; Glomeromycetes; Diversisporales; Gigasporaceae. The record is from the annotation of a GenBank genome assembly.
AUGCCAUCUCAAAUAAACUCUCAAGAUUACACCAACUGGCGUCCCUUCUGGAAAAAAAUCAAUAAAAAGAAAAAGAAAAUACAUGACCAAAUUUAUAAUGCUGAUGAUGCUUCUAUAAAAGAAUUCACAGUUACUGCAAACUACCUUCGUGCUCGUCUACCACCCGGACUUUCUACACCAAAAGUAGCAAUCAUAUGUGGUUCAGGACUUGGAGAAUUGGCUGAUGUUAUCAAAGAUAAAGUGGAAUUCGCUUAUGAAGAUAUACCAGGGUUUGUUUCCAGUACAGUACAAGGUCAUGUAGGAAAACUUGUUUUUGGUUUACUUGGUGAUAAAAGAACACAAACAGUUUGCAUGCUCGGAAGAUUCCAUUUUUAUGAAGGGUAUACACUUAAACAGAUUACAUUUCCUAUAAGAAUUUUUAAAAUGUUAGGUGUAGAAGUAUUAAUUGUUACAAACGCGACUGGAGCACUAAGUAGAGACUUUAAAGUUGGCACGAUAGGUGUAAUAAGCGAUCACAUUUCCCUUCCUAGUUUAGUCGGAAACAAUCCCCUAUUUGGCCCGAACGUCUCUGCUUUCGGAACGAGAUUUCCUCCCAUGUCCGAUGCGUAUGAUUAUAAUCUUCGUGUAAUUGCAUUUAAAGCUGCUAAAUCCCUAAAAUUUCCAGAAGAAAAUUUAAAAGAAGCCAUAUACACUUUUUAUUGUGGACCUUCAUUUGAGACCAGAGCUGAGGCAAGGUUUUUGAAAUUGAUAGGUGGUGAUUUAUUGGGUAUGUCUACCGUCCCUGAGGUUAUUGUGGCAAGGCAUUGUGGAAUUAGGGUAUUAAGUUUGAGUUUGGUGACUUGUAUGAUAGCUAUUGGGAAAGGUAAAUGCGCAGAUCCAACAGAACAGAUUUCGGAUGAUAUUAAGGAGCCACAAGUCAAUCAUGAGGAGGUACUUCGGAUUGGAAAAGAAAGAACUUCGGAUAUGCAGAAAUUGAUUGGAACUAUCGUGGAUUUAAUUGCAUCUAUCUAA